CUGAUUUCGUUGGAAUUGAUUAAUUUAAUUUAAUUAUUUUAUUUAAUUGCGAUGGCGAAGAAGAGGAAAUCCGAUUCCACGCGCCUCGAUGAGGUGGAUCGUAGCAUGUACACCGCCUUCUGCAGCGGCGCCAACUCCCUUUCUCAGCUAUACUCUCAGGCCAUGCACCAGCAGAGACUCUCGUUCCAGGACGGUGAACGCCACGCGUUGGAGAAGCUUUAUAAUUUAAUAUUGAGGCAGCAAGAAGACGGUGUUCGAGUGACGGCGAAUGACGUACUCGCAUAUGUGGAGAACGAACUUGAUUAUGGAAUUGAAGAGCCUCAGUCUCAAAGUGCAUUACAGCCAACUCACUCAGGAAUUCCGGUAUCUUCUAGCAAUUCACUGGGUCCCGCAACUGUCGGGCAAGGAUUCCGUUCAGGACAGGUGACGGAACAAUCUAGAAACUCCGUUUUCUCGAGUGCUCUCUCAAGUCCCGUUCGACGGAGUCUCCAACACUAUCACCUCCCUCAAGGAGGUCAACAGAACAGAGAUUCGAAUCCACCAGGCUCGACGGAUACUUCGAUGGAUAUGCAUCCUUAUAGCCCUGGCAACGAUUCUCCUUGUUGAAAUUUUCGAGUACUUACAUUCUUAGAGUUUAAAGAUUUGAUAGAGCAAAAUGAAAAGGUGAAAAAAAAUUAGUUGAAGUUGUGGUGCUAACACAUGAUUAUUAUAAAUGGGAAGGUUUGAAGUAUAAAUAACUUUGGGUUUAUCUGUCAAGUGUGUGCAAUGAGGUUUUGAUUGAAGGUUUGCCUAGUUUAAUUUAUUGUGAAUUGGGCCUUUGUUUUUUGUUAAUUUUUAUAUCUCAU
This is a messenger RNA of Erythranthe guttata (spotted monkey flower), 845 nucleotides long. RefSeq lists its product as uncharacterized. Lineage: Eukaryota; Viridiplantae; Streptophyta; Magnoliopsida; Lamiales; Phrymaceae. The record is from RefSeq and is a predicted model, not a curated record.